Messenger RNA from Ostrea edulis (European flat oyster), 1875 nucleotides. Its product is annotated as RYamide receptor-like. NCBI's taxonomy places the organism in Eukaryota, Metazoa, Mollusca, Bivalvia, Ostreida, Ostreidae. Gene Ontology annotation, biological process: G protein-coupled receptor signaling pathway. The transcript has 5 exons. Gene Ontology annotation, cellular component: plasma membrane; neuron projection. The coding region runs from base 650 to 1840 and encodes 396 amino acids. Gene Ontology annotation, molecular function: neuropeptide binding; neuropeptide receptor activity. The record is from RefSeq and is a predicted model, not a curated record.
CAGCACUGCAACAAAGCACGUUUCAUAUCAUAAUACAUUUUCAAACCUUUAAAGAAUAUUGUCUCAACUUAACGUUCAGCAGACAAAUGUAUUAGAAAUGAAGGAAAAACAUUUGUGUAUGCGCCGGAAAGUUAUGAGAAAUAUUCCUCCCUUGACAAUUAGAAGAUAGAUAAGUAAAAGACGGGUGUUAUUGCUCUCUAUGGUAUAUCAGCAGCUUUGCAGAUCCACACAGCGAGCCCAGAUCACCCUGAGUAUACACACGCUAUCCGCCUACUAGAUUCUAAUUGGUUAAGAAUCUACAUGAAAUACAGCGAGAUUGUCUGUUGCAACAGCCUCCCUGAGCGGCCUGUGAUGGUGUUUUUACCGCGAGCUAGCGAUCUUAUGAUGGAUAAUUACACGUUAUAGUUUGCCUGAAGUAAAUGGAACACGUUUUCAUUUUGAAGGAGCAUACCAAUCUGAAACUUUUCGUCACUGCAAUAGUUUGCUCGCCUUACCUAGUGAAGACUUUGGGAAACAACGUCAUCCUUUGGGGUGAACAACGAGUAUCCUUCAGAGGACUCAGAACCACUCACGCGUCCUUCAUGGUCGUACUAAAGAGGAUUGCAUCCAACAGCAGAUAAUGAGCACAGAAUCCGCUUAUGUCUAAAUAAUGGAAUACAAGAACUCGUCCAUACCUAACAAUACUGUCAUUGACAAUGCGACACGGGGUGACGGAGGGGACUUUGUGUACGAGCCCCUUAAAGUACCCGGAUAUGUCCAGGCAAUCAUCAUCACAGCAUACUCGGUCACCAUCCUCCUGUCGGUGGGCGGUAACGGUACAGUUUGUUACAUCGUGUUUCGGGCCCGGCGAAUGAGGACCGUAAUGAAUUUUUUCAUCGUCAGUCUCGCUCUCAGUGACAUUCUCAUGGCCGUUUUCUGUAUACCCUUCACUUUUGUGGCGAAUCUUGUCCUCAAUGAAUGGCCGUUUGGAGACUUGUUGUGUCCGGUGGUCACAUUCCUGCAGUCAGUUACGGUGUUUCUCAGUUCCCUGACGCUAGUCGCCAUCAGCAUCGAUAGAUACGUCGCCAUCAUCUACCCCUUCCGACCCAAGAUGACCAAAAUGCAAGCGUUUAUUGUGAUAUCAGUGAUUUGGUUGUUUUCUUUUGUCAUUAACAUUCCCACCGCCUUAACGGCUCGGACACAUACCUACUUAAACGUAUCCACGGCGCCUGAGUUUUGUGAGGAGAUACUUUGGAACGACCAUAGAUUGGAAUACGUGUAUGGAGUUGCCAUUUUGUUACUUCAAUAUUUCAUUCCCCUCAUCAUCUUUAUUUGUGCAUAUGGUCGAAUCAUCAUCGCUAUGUGGGUUGAAAAGACCCCUGGGGAGGCAAUGUCCUCCCGCGAUCAGAGAAUGUCAGACUCAAAGAAAAAGAUAAUUCGGAUGAUGAUAGUGGUGGUUGUUAUCUACGCUACUUGUUGGCUUCCGCUCAACGUCAUCAACAUCGCCGGCGACAUCGAUCCCACCAUUUACGACACAAAGGGGAUGAACUAUAUUUGGAUGACUUGUCAUUGGCUGGCGAUGAGCAACUGCAUGUACAACCCGUUCAUCUACUGUUGGAUGAAUUCAAAAUUCAGAAACGGCUUCCGAAGAGUUUUGAGUUAUCUAACGUGUGGUUACGUUAGAAUGGCGGACGAAGUCGAACUGUCUCACUUCCGCCGCCAUGACACUGUGAAUACGUCGGUAGGGGGCAGCUUACAGCUAUACUACAAACAGAAUUCUGUAACGUCGAACGAGUGUUCAUCUCCCCGGGAUAAAAUUAAGAACGGACAUGUGUAUCGUCCGGUGCCAUCUAAUCUGUAGUUUACAGAUAAUUAAAUAAAAUAUGUCGUACAAUA